GUCAGCCUAUAUAAGCAGCACAAAGUUUUCCAAACACCCAGCAAAACAUUCAGUCGACCUCUGACUGAGAACAGACGAGAAACGCGCCGUGUGUCUUCUGCGUAAAGAAAGUGCCAAGCCGGGUCCAGACAUGGAGAGGUCAGUCAGGUUUGCCGUGGUGUGCGUCGCAGUGUCUCUGCUCGUCUCCUGCAAUCCAGUCGAAGCCUGGUACAAGCAGUCGACCGGGCCCAGUUACUACUCGGUGGGUCGUGCCUCUGGUUUGCUGUCCGGCAUCAGGAGGUCGCCGUACGUCCGGAGGUCCGAGUCCGAAGAGACGCUGUUGGACAGCGGGGAGACAGCUGGCAACAGCGUGAUUCCAGACACUAACAAGCAGAUCUCCAUCCUCAAAAGCAUGGCCAUCUGCGUCAAGGACAUCUCUCCAAACCUGAAGAGCUGCGAGCUGCUGCGGGACGGGACGGGCACCUUCCAGUGCAAGGCGGACGUCUUCCUCACCCUGGACUCCCUGGACUGCCUGUCCGCGUGAGUCCCGGUCGGACCGGCAGAGACAGUCCUGGUCCUCCAGCCGAGACCCGGCAGCGCUUCUCUGGAACCGAAGAAUCAAAGAAUGAGUGUGUGAGGAAAACAUGAUCACUGUCGACGAUGGACCGCUGCAGACUCUGAAUGUUCUCUUUUUAUUUAAAACCACAAACAUUGUUCAGUGUUUUUGCUUUGGUUAUGUGUAUAUAUAUAUAAAAAUGUCAGAUUCGAGAGAUGUUAGUUGAUAUUCUUUCACGCUUUACUGUUUAACCCUGACAUGUACUUACGUGUAUUAAAUGUCCAGAACGUUGACUGCAGAGCAGAUUUCCUGGAAAGUACUUUUAUUUAUUUUAUCUAUUAAAAUGAACAAACACUGGGAA
Messenger RNA from Acanthopagrus latus (yellowfin seabream), 896 nucleotides. It is a transcript of the gene npb, whose product is annotated as neuropeptide B. Gene Ontology annotation, biological process: G protein-coupled receptor signaling pathway; feeding behavior. The record is from RefSeq and is a predicted model, not a curated record. The coding region runs from base 131 to 523 and encodes 130 amino acids. Lineage: Eukaryota; Metazoa; Chordata; Actinopteri; Spariformes; Sparidae. The transcript has 2 exons. Gene Ontology annotation, molecular function: G protein-coupled receptor binding.